Messenger RNA from Microthlaspi erraticum, 1026 nucleotides. Lineage: Eukaryota; Viridiplantae; Streptophyta; Magnoliopsida; Brassicales; Brassicaceae. The record is from the annotation of a GenBank genome assembly.
AUGCCUAGAGACAGCGUGCAGCCCAGCACAAUGGAGAAUGAGUAUGGCGAACACAUGUCUUGGCCAGUACAUUACCCUGAAGAGGAGAGAGUAGUGCCAUCUACUCAGAUCAUAGAGAUCAGUUCAGGCGAGACUACACCAAACUCUUGGGAUAGAGAUAGUCCACUAAGUGUUCUACCGCAUAUACCAAUGCCGCAUGUAUUUGCACCAGGAGGUGGAGUAUAUUCGUACAUGCCAACGGAGGAGAAUCCAACGGACUACGUAUACCCGUUCAUUACCACGGGUGUAGAAAGCAAUGAUCCAGCCAUCGCAACUCAAGUCAAUAACGAAGUCUUCACAAACCAACCUGAAGAACCGGAUACGCCGGAACCAACAUGGGAGGAUUAUCUUGGACACCAGAACGUAUCACCCACGUACUGUACAAGGAGACUCAACGAGAUCGCUGGAUACACAUCAUCAAUGGAGCGUGGAGAACGAAGCAUACCUCAAGAUCAAGGAGAAGCUAAUGCAAUGUGGUGUACAAUGUAUGGAGAACAAGAUGUACCAAACUCGGUGGCAGGCAUUGGAGCUCAACAUCAAAUACCGGAUCUUAACCAAACCACGGAGGAAGGUACCGAAGAGAAUGAAUGGCUACAAGAUGAUGAAGGUCUUAACUUAGCAAGAAGGUGGGACGAGAUAAUCGCCACAGAAUUGGAGAACCUCAGAACAGAGGGUAAUGGCCAAGAGCAAACUGUGUCACGCCAAAGGGGAAGGCCUCCCAGAAGACUUGCGAGGAUGAGAGUCCCAGCAACGUCUCAAGUCACGCUACCAUGCGAUAAAUGUGGAAGGACGGGACAUCAUAGCCGAGCAUGUCCCAAUGUGCAAGCUAGAUCAAGGAUGAAUGAAAGGCAGAACAUUUUCCUUACUUGUGGAGAGAAAGGCCAUUUCGCAGCAGACUGUCCAAGGAACUGCCCCAGUACUAGUCAACCCACCCGCUCAACCACAAGGAGAGAGAGGCGACCACGGAGUGGAAGCCAUAGAAUGUAA